AUGGCGGCCUGCGCCGCCGCUACGGUCGGCCACCUUCCUCCUCCUCCUGGUAGCCGGCUGGUCCCGUAUAACGAGGUCCGAGGCCCCAGGAGACGCCAUUUGUCGGGCCGCCGGCGCUGGCCGAGACAGCCUCCCGAGGCCGGGGUCCGGCGCUAUUGCCGACAGGCGGCGCCGCCACCGCCACCGCCCCCGCCACCUGCAGCGCCAGCCGCCUCCGCCCAUUCCCUGUCCGCUGCCCGCCGUCCGCCCCACCGGCAAACAGGCGCCGCCGCAGCAAACAAGAAAUCCAAGCGCCGGCGACACUCGGCCCACGUGGGGUGGCGCGUUUCUGACGCAGGGCGGCCGGUGGCCGGCGGCGCCAAAGCCGACGCGCAAACUGCAGCGGCGAGCCGGCGUUAUUAUGCGCGACUCGCGUGCCGCAUUCACUUGGAAAUGCAGCGCAGCCCGGCGUCAAAUGAAUCACGCCGCUGCCGCCGCAGCCAGGGCGACGCUGGCGUCUCGGCGACCGGGACGCCAACAAGUGUGUCUUCUGUCUGCCGCAGAGCUACUUGCCGCUCUCCGCCGUGA
Schistocerca gregaria is the source of this 567-nucleotide messenger RNA. RefSeq lists its product as uncharacterized. The coding region runs from base 1 to 567 and encodes 188 amino acids. The record is from RefSeq and is a predicted model, not a curated record. Lineage: Eukaryota; Metazoa; Arthropoda; Insecta; Orthoptera; Acrididae. The transcript is spliced from 2 exons.